AGGAAAAUUUGUAGUAUUUACAGUAGUUAAUUAUUUAGAUCCCUUUUUUGAUCUUAGAAGAAAUUAUCCAGGUGUAACUGAUUCAUAUUUACUUGGAGAUGCUUUUAAUGCAGCUACUGAUGAUACUAUGGCAGAAUAA
This is a messenger RNA of Scutellospora calospora, 139 nucleotides long. The record is from the annotation of a GenBank genome assembly. NCBI's taxonomy places the organism in Eukaryota, Fungi, Glomeromycota, Glomeromycetes, Diversisporales, Gigasporaceae.